Acipenser ruthenus (sterlet) is the source of this 7991-nucleotide messenger RNA. Its product is annotated as receptor-type tyrosine-protein phosphatase F-like. Gene Ontology annotation, molecular function: protein tyrosine phosphatase activity; protein binding. NCBI's taxonomy places the organism in Eukaryota, Metazoa, Chordata, Actinopteri, Acipenseriformes, Acipenseridae. The record is from RefSeq and is a predicted model, not a curated record. The transcript is spliced from 34 exons. Gene Ontology annotation, biological process: protein dephosphorylation. The coding region runs from base 476 to 6202 and encodes 1908 amino acids.
CCUAUAACGAAAAUAUCCGAAAAUGACCGAGCGCGCACGAUCCCCCUGUGUGUUUGAGAGAGAGAGAGAGAGAGAGAGAGAGAGAGAGAGAGAGAGAAAGCAGGCAAGCGAGAGAAGAGAGUGAGUGAGUAGGAAAAACUCGGAGACCCGCUGCUUCGAGUGGAAAAUAUACACGAGAAGAUUAUUGUUUAUAUAAACAAAACCAAUAACAAUUAACCGUCUCCAGGAUUAUCUAUAAACUUCAGACUGGGAGAUAAAGGUCUUGCCUUUAUCCCUGGAUUCGUCAUUGGUAUCAUUCAUUAAAAAGGGGGAUUUUAUACGUUGAAAACCUAAUCGAGAGAGCGAAGUGGGGAAAAGCGGGGAGAGAAAUGCAAACGGUAGAGGGACAGAGACACGGUGUUAAUCUAUGAUUUUGUGAACGUGGAGCUGACAAGCCGGAGACUCAGGACUCGGAGGAGCAGUGCCACUCUGGAACAUGUUGCCUAAUCGCUGUCCAGUGACGCUGCUGGUGCCGGUAGCCGCACUAGUGGUCUGCCUGGUGCUAUCGUCUGUGGCAGACAGCAUGCCAAGUUUUGUAAAAACCCCAGAGGACCAAAUUGGGAUUUCGGGAGGGGUGGCGUCUUUUGUGUGCCUGGCGACAGGGGAGCCGAAACCCAGGAUCACAUGGAUGAAAAAGGGAAAGAAAGUGAGCUCUCAGCGCUUUGAGGUGAUCGAGUUUGACGACGGCUCUGGGUCUGUCCUCAGAAUUCAGCCUCUUCGGACUCACAGGGACGAAGCAAUCUAUGAGUGCACAGCGACCAACAGCAUGGGAGAGAUCAACACCAGUGCCAAACUCACAGUCCUGGAAGAGGACCAGAUACCACAUGGGUUCCCAACCAUCGACAUGGGCCCUCAGCUGAAGGUGGUAGAGAAGACACGCACGGCGACCAUGCUGUGUGCAGCCAGCGGGAACCCUGACCCUGAAAUCAGCUGGUUUAAGGACUUCCUGCCGGUGGAUGUAGCCAGCAGCAAUGGUCGAAUCAAACAGCUCCGUUCAGGUGCCCUGCAGAUUGAGAACAGCGAGGAGUCUGACCAGGGAAAAUAUGAAUGCGUGGCGAGCAACAGCGCUGGGACCCGCUACUCAGCCCCCGCCAAUCUCUACGUGCGAGUCCGCCGUGUCCCUCCCCGCUUCUCCAUCCCCCCCACCAACCAUGAGGUAAUGCCUGGGGGCAGUGUGAACUUGACCUGUGUGGCGGUGGGCGCCCCCAUGCCCUAUGUCAAAUGGAUGACUGGAGUUGUGGAGCUGACCAAAGAGGACGAGAUGCCCGUGGGCCGCAACGUUCUUGAGCUGACCAACAUCCGCGAGUCCGCCAACUACACCUGCGUGGCCAUCUCCUCCCUGGGCAUGAUCGACGCAACUGCUCAGAUCUCCGUCAAAGCCUUGCCAAAACCCCCAACUGCACCAGUAGUGACAGAAACCACUGCCACUAGCGUGACCCUGACCUGGGAUUCCGGGAACCCAGACCCUAUCUCAUACUAUGUGAUCCAGUACAAGGCAAAAUCCUCAGAGCGUGGCUACCAGGAGGUAGACGGAGUAGCCACAACCCGCUACAGCAUCGGAGGUCUGAGCCCCUACUCGGAGUACGAGUUCCGGGUGAUUGCAGUCAAUAACAUCGGCAGGGGCCCCCCCAGUAACCUUGUGGAUGCCCGCACUGGGGAGCAGGCCCCCUCCUCUCCUCCCCUGCGGGUUCAGGCUCGCAUGCUGAGUGCGAGCACCAUACUGGUGCAGUGGGAGCCUCCAGAGGAGUCCAAUGGGCAGAUCCGUGGCUACCGCGUUUACUACAGCGAUGACCUGCAGAGGCCCCUCAGCUCCUGGAACAAACACAACACGGAUGACAGCCGCCUCACGACUGUCUCGAACCUCGUCACUGGCACCACCUACAGCAUCCGCGUCCUGGGCUUCACCUCCGUCGGGGACGGGCCCCCCUCAGAUGUGCUCCAGGUCAAAGCGCAGCAGGGCGUGCCCGCCCAGCCCUCGAAUUUCCAAGCGGAGGCAGAGUCGGAUACCCGGAUAAUGCUGACCUGGUUACUGCCGACGCAGGAGCGGAUCAUCAAAUACGAGCUGGAAUACUGGGAGGAAGGGUCUGACAAAAAGCAACGCUUGAACCUGAACCCAGCUGACUCGUAUGCAGUGGAGGGCUUGAAGCCGGACACCAUGUACAAGUUCACCCUUGCUGCACACUCUGACAUCGGAGUGGGAGUCUACACACAGCCCAUAGAGGCCAGGACAGCACAGUCCACCCCCUCUGCCCCCCCUCAGGAAGUGCAUGCUGUCAGUCUCAGCUCCACCAGCAUCAAGGUGAGUUGGGUAGCGCCCCCUGCUGGGAGCCGCCACGGAGCCAUUGUCCAGUACACAGUUGCCUACCAGGCUGUAAACGGGGAGGACAGUGAGAAGCACGAGGUGUCCAGCAUUUCAGCUGAGGCCACCAGCUAUGUCAUGGAAGCCCUGGAGAAGUGGACAGAGUAUAUGGUGUGGGUGAGAGCUCACACUGACGUGGGGCCAGGACCUGAGAGCCCUCCAGUGCAUGUGCGAACCGACGAGGAUGUGCCUAGCGCACCCCCAAGGAAAGUGGAAGCAGAGGCCAUCAACUCCACAGCAAUCCGAGUGACGUGGAAAGCACCGCUGUCCAACAAACAGCACGGGCAGAUCCGAGGGUACCAGGUGACUUACUCCCGACUGGAGAACAGCGAGCCACGAGGACAGCCACUCAUCAAGGACGUCAUGCUUCCAGAGGCACAGUGGAAAGUUGAGGAGCCUGCGGACUAUGAGGCUGUUAUAACGGGACUCCUCUCUGAAACCACAUACUCAAUUACGAUAGCUGCGUACACCACAAAAGGGGAUGGGGCUCGAAGCAAAGCCAAGGUGAUCUCCACCAUGGGAGCUGUUCCAGGGAAGCCCACCAUGAUGAUCAGCCCCACCAUGUUGAAUACAGCCCUGAUCCAGUGGCAGCCCCCCAAGGACAUGGUGGGUGAGCUGAUCGGGUACCAGCUUCAGUAUAAGCGGGUGGAGGAGGAAACUUACCACGUUGUCGAUUUAAAAAAGAACGACGACCACUACACUGUCACAGGACUACACAAGGGGGCCACCUACAUCUUCAGGCUGUCUGCGAAGAACCGAGCAGGUAACGGCGAGCAGUACGUCAAGGAGAUCACCACCACAGAGGACACUCCCAGUGGCUUCCCCCAGAACCUGCGGGUAGUGAGCCUCACUACCUCCACCACGGAGCUGGCCUGGGAACCCCCGCUGCUGGCAGAAAGGAACGGCAAGAUCGUGCAGUACACCGUGGUCUACCGGGACAUCAACAGCCUGCAGAACCACACCAACGUCACAUUUGAAACACACAUCGUCCUCAGCAACCUCCAGCCUGAUACCACUUAUGAUAUCCGAGUCCGCUCCUUUACAAGCAAGGGGCCCGGACCAAUCAGCCCCAGCAUCCAGAGCAGGACUAUGCCUGUGGAGCAAGUGUUUGCCAAGAGCUUCCGAGUGAAGGCAGUGAUGAAAACAUCAGUAUUAUUGACUUGGGAAGUGCCUGAAUCCUACAAAUCUCAAGUGCCUUUCAAGAUUCUGUAUAAUGGACAGAGUGUGGAGGUGCAGGGGAACCUGAAGCGCAAGAUGAUCACAAAGCUGCAGCCCGACACAGAGUACUCCUUUGCUUUGAUGAGCCGUGGGAACAAUGCCGGAGGUCUCCAGCAGGUGGUGUCGAUUCGAACAGCUCCCGACGUGCUUAAGACCAAGCCGGUUCUGUUCAGCAAAAAUGAGGAGGGGGAUGGCAAGCUCACCAUUAACCUGCCUAAAGUCCAGACUGAAGCGCCUGUCAGGUGGUAUUAUAUUGUGGUGCUGCCUGUCACACAAGCAACCUCUAGAAAAUGGGAGAACCCAGAUGAAUUGGAACUGGAUAAUCUGCUGGAGGCAAGUGAGAACCCGCGGCGACAUAGCCGUCAGACAGAGGUGCUGAAGCCUUACAUUGCUGCUAAACUGGACUCUCUUCCGGACACCUUCACGCUGGGAGAUGAGAAGUACUACAACGGCUUCUACAACAAGCUCCUGCCCGGGGAACAGAAGUACCUGUGCUUCGUUCUGGCAGCCUUGGAGGAUAAAAAUACAAAGACAUUCGCAGCGAGCCCCUACUCAGACCCGAUCCAGGUCAAGGUGUCUCCUGACAUGGCCAAGCAGCAAGAGGACCCCGAGAUGCUGUGGGUGAUGGGACCGGUCCUUGCAGUCAUUCUGAUCAUCAUCAUUGUCAUCGCAAUCCUGCUGUUUAAGAGAAAACGUGCCUCCCCGUCGGCAAAAGAUGACCACUCUGGUGGCGUUAAGGACUCUCUGCUGGCCCACUCUACAGACCCUGUGGAGAUGCGACGCCUCAAUUACCAGACUCCAGGUCCAAGUGCCCCCAGUUGCCUGAACAUUUCAAGCAUGAGAGAGCACCCUCCCAUCUCUGUCACAGAGCUUGCGGAUCACAUUGAGAGGCUGAAGGCCAACGAUGGGUUGCGAUUCUCCCAGGAGUACGAGUCCGUAGACCCUGGACAGCAGUUCACCUGGGAGAAUUCGAAUCUGGAGGUCAACAAACCAAAGAACCGCUAUGCAAAUGUAAUCUCAUACGACCAUUCCAGGGUCAUCCUCACCUCCAUCGAUGGUGUGCCAGGCAGUGACUACAUCAACGCAAAUUACAUUGACGGCUAUCGGAAGCAGAACGCCUACAUUGCCACCCAGGGCCCCCUGCCCGAGACACUCAGCGAUUUCUGGAGGAUGGUGUGGGAGCAGCGGACCAAUACCAUUGUGAUGAUGACCCGGCUAGAGGAGAAAUCCAGGGUGAAGUGCGACCAGUACUGGCCAAGCCGUGGCACAGAGACAUACGGCAUGAUUCAGGUGACGAUGCUGGACACUGUGGAGCUUGCCACCUAUAGCGUCAGGACUUUCGCUCUCUACAAGAACGGCUCCAGCGAGAAGCGGGAAUUGAGACAGUUCCAGUUCAUGGCCUGGCCGGACCACGGAGUGCCUGAGUACCCGACCCCCAUCCUGGCUUUCCUGAGGAGAGUGAAGGCUUGCAAUCCCCCAGACGCGGGGCCUAUGGUGGUACACUGCAGCGCUGGCGUGGGGCGGACAGGCUGCUUGAUCGUGAUCGAGGCCAUGCUGGAGCGCAUGAAGCACGAGAAGUCGGUCGACAUUUAUGGACACGUGACCUGCAUGCGCUCCCAGCGUAACUACAUGGUACAGACAGAGGACCAGUACAUCUUCAUUCACGAAGCUCUGCUGGAGGCAGCCAUCUGCGGUAACACAGAGGUCCCGGCACGAAACCUCUACGCACACAUCCAGAAAAUGACGCAGGUCCCGCCAGGGGAUACCGUCACCUCCAUGGAGCUCGAGUUCAAGCGACUAGCCAACUCCAAAGCACAUACCUCCCGAUUUAUCAGUGCCAACCUCCCGUGCAACAAGUUCAAGAACCGACUUGUGAACAUCAUGCCCUUUGAGUCUACCCGUGUUUGUCUGCAGCCAAUCAGAGGGGUGGAGGGAUCAGAUUACAUCAACGCCAGCUUUAUCGACGGCUACAGGCAGCAGAAAGCCUACGUCGCAACACAGGGACCCCUGGCAGAGACCACUGAGGAUUUCUGGAGAAUGCUGUGGGAGCAUAACUCCACUAUUGUGGUGAUGCUAACCAAGCUAAGAGAAAUGGGACGGGAAAAAUGCCAUCAGUACUGGCCUGCAGAGCGAUCGGCUCGAUACCAGUAUUUUGUGGUGGAUCCCAUGGCAGAGUACAACAUGCCCCAGUAUAUCCUGCGGGAGUUCAAGGUCACCGAUGCUAGGGACGGCCAGUCGCGGACCAUUCGCCAAUUCCAGUUCACAGAUUGGCCAGAGCAAGGAGUGCCAAAAACCGGGGAGGGAUUCAUUGAUUUCAUUGGCCAAGUACACAAAACUAAGGAGCAGUUCGGCCAGGAUGGACCAAUCACUGUGCACUGCAGUGCUGGCGUGGGCAGGACAGGAGUGUUCAUCACGCUCAGUAUUGUGCUGGAGAGGAUGAGGUAUGAGGGUGUUGUGGAUCUCUUCCAGACUGUGAAGACACUGCGGACUCAGAGACCAGCCAUGGUGCAGACAGAGGAUCAGUACCAGCUGUGUUAUAGAGCAGCCCUGGAGUACCUGGGCAGCUUCGAUCACUAUGCAACGUAACUACGCCUGGCUGCCCCAGAACCUUCAGGAGUACAAAAGUGCUCCUCCUGAGCCAUAUCCACUCACCUGAUUCUGUACAGAAGCUGCCAGAAGGGAGGAGGAGGAGGAGAUCCCAACUGGUGAACCCCCAAAUGCAGUCUCUGCGGACUGAGACACACAGAUUGCUUCAAAAUUUAAAAAAAUGAAAAAUACAUCAAGCUAACAGCUAAGCGCAUAACAUCCCUCCCUUUUAAUGGUGCCCCUUAUAAAAGUUUCCUAUAGUAAAAGUAUAGCAAACUAAUAGUGUUUUGAAAGGAUGCUAAAGCAUAACUAAGCAUUGUAAAGAGGUAUGGUAAAAUAUAUUAAUAAACAGGGUAAACUAUGGCAAAGGCAUGCUAUACCCAUGGGAAAAGCAUACUAAAACUGCAAAAAUACACUGGCAAUCUUUUAUAAGGGACACUCUUGGUAGAUAUUAUUAUUUUUGCUUUUUUAUAUUAUUUAGAAUGUGUUUUUUAUAAUAAUUUACACCAGUAAUUUUCUUUUCUAAGUCUUAAUCAUGACCUGAACUAUGGGUCCUUAUUUUCUUUAAUUGGUACAUAUUUCAUUUUAUUUUUAAAAAAAUUUUAUAGAUCAUAUUAGCAAUCGGGCCUUUGCAUUUUUAGCACAGAUCCCGAAACAACUAAUCCUGGAAAAACCAUUCAUUCUGUGAGCUCCAGUUGAUUUUAAUUGUAUUAUAUAUUUUUUUUCCUUGUGUAUAAUUUGGGCUUUAUUCAGUGAAAUGGGAAUUCAACUUUUUAUAAGCCUUUUCACUUCCUGGUACUUUAUAUAAAAAGAAAAAAAAAGAAAAAAAAAAUUAUACACAGGAGUUAGUGGUACUAUAUAAACCCAUUAGAAAAUUUCAGCCAUGUACAGAUUCUAGCUUGGUUCUCAAUAACUGUUAACUAUGAUUUAUAUAAAAAAAAAAAUUUAAAAAAAAGGAAACCUGUCGCCUAAAGAUCUGUAUCCACAGUGCAAAAGAAGACAGUUGGAUAUUGGAGAUUUCUCUGAAAAACAAUUCAAAACUGAUUCAUGUUGCCGCUGGUUCCUAAUCUGGAACACCAAAUGUCUGUGCAUGCAGCAGUUGUGCGUAAGGGUCGGAUAGCUCAAAGAGAAUGGGAACAAACUCUGUACUGGAGAGCAUCACAGUGCAGGAAGGCCAGCACCAUGUAUCACAACAUUUACAAUUAGAAAUCACUGAACAUUAACAACAAACUAUGGGGGGACUUGACAGAGGGGAAAACAAGUAUUUUUCCUUGGAUUGGCCUGUUGUUAUUUUUUUAUAUCUAUAAACAUAUAUAUAUAGUUCUUGCUAUCCUGCAAAAGCAUCAACAGUUGUUCAAUAUUCCACUUGCCAUUUAUCCAGGAUUUUCUUGACAAACCAAUGUGGGGAAUUAAUAAAAAAAGACUAUUGUAAUUCAAGAUGUAUUAACGGUACUAUGUUAUAAAUACUGUAUUAUCAUUGCUGUCACAGAAAUAGAGAAUGCUACUUCUCUAACACGGUGAAGCAAAACUAAAGGUUAUGGUGGAGGAUUUAUACAUGUAAUCAAGCUUCAUUCAGAAUGAUUAAAAGGAAAGCGUGGCUAAGUGAAUACAGGGGAUUUAAAUGUUGGAAAGCAUUCAUUUUUACCUUGUGUAUGCAUAGUGCUGUAGGGGUUAAAUCUGUUGUAUACACAGUCUGUUUUCUAUUUGUUAAUAAAAAAAAAAAAGAAUAAAAAAAACGUUGCAAAAAAUCCUUGAUGUUAAUAAAGUUGAAUAAUUGGGUUUUAUACAA